AUGGCGCAUCCACAAAUGAUGCAGAUGAGUGAAACUGAAAUUUCCGCCAAAACAAUGAGAAAGCUGAAAAUAUUAUCCACCGUUGGAUUUGGGCGUGGGCCGUGGAGUGUGGACGGGCCUGUUGAAGUAAUGAUCCAUAGGGACCUACCCCAUAUCAGCGGUACAAGCAGCAAGUCUCCGGACCGAAUCAAACAGCUUAUUGAAAACGACAAUGCAAGACAGAAAAUUAUGCAGCAUCGGCUCAGUAGAGGAAGGAUGGCCACUGAGGUUGAUCGGAGCGAUGAGGUUCUAAUGCCAAAAUAUGCUAGUCUUGCGGCGAUUCCAAUGCGUUCUGCCGCAGAUUAUGGGAUGGGGCAGUAUUUCGUUUCAUUUCGAGUUGGAACUCCGCCGCAGAAGUUUGUGUUGAUUGCUGAUACAGGGAGCGAUGUAACUUGGAUGAACUGUCAUUACGCUUGUACACAAUCUGUGUGUCCAGACAAGCGUCCAAAUAUUGGCAGGAUCUUUCAUGCUCGGCAGUCCCCUUCUUUCAAGACGAUUCCAUGCUCAUCUGAUACUUGCAAGAUUGACCUUGCCAGAUCAUUUUCCUUGACGAAAUGUCAUCAACCAGAUGCCCCCUGCGCAUAUGAUUACAGAUAUGCAGAUGGUUCGAGCUCCAUGGGGUUCUUUGGCACUGAGACCGUCACAGUUGGGCUGCACAAUCGUCACAAGGUAAGAUUGCAUGAUGUGUUGAUCGGUUGUACUCAAUGGAUGAACGGGACCUUCCAUGACAGCGACGGGGUCAUGGGAUUAGGCUACAAUACACACUCAUUUGCUGUCAAAGUAGCUGAGAAAUUUGGGAACAUGUUCUCUUACUGCCUGGUUGAUCACUUGAGUUUUAGCAAUGUUUCCAACUUUCUCAGUUUUGGACGUCCAAAAGAAGGACCAUUUGAAAAAAUGAAAUACACAGAACUUCUCCUAGGCGUCGUCGAUCCAUUCUACGCUGUAAAGCUCAGCGGUAUCUCCAUAGGCGGCGAAAUGUUAAACAUCCCACCUGAAGUAUGGGAAGUUGACGUUGAAAGGGGUACCAUACUCGAUUCUGGUUCAAGCUUGACAAUGUUAACCUAUCCUGCCUACGAUACCGUCAUGGCCGCGUUUGAGGUCAGGUUAACAAAAAUCGAGAGGAAGAAGCUUGUUAAUGGGCCUCCAUUGGAAUUCUGCUUUGAAAGUGAAGGAUAUUGGAAGAAGAAAUUUCCAAAGUUUGCAUUUCAUUUUGUGAACGGGGCUCAGUUUAAAGCACCAGUGAAGAACUAUGUUUUUGAGGUCGCUCCAGGCGUGUCGUGUCUCGGUUUUCUUCCGACUCCUGGACACACUGUGAUUGGUAAUAUUAUGCAGCAGAAUCAUCUAUGGGAGUUUGAUCUUGCAAACAACAGGUUGGGAUUUAUGCGUUCUACUUGCACAUAUACUUCUUUAGUGAAAGAUACUGCUAAAGCCUAG
Tripterygium wilfordii is the source of this 1473-nucleotide messenger RNA. Its product is annotated as aspartic proteinase NANA, chloroplast-like. The coding region runs from base 1 to 1473 and encodes 490 amino acids. Gene Ontology annotation, biological process: proteolysis. Gene Ontology annotation, molecular function: aspartic-type endopeptidase activity. The transcript is spliced from 3 exons. The record is from RefSeq and is a predicted model, not a curated record. Lineage: Eukaryota; Viridiplantae; Streptophyta; Magnoliopsida; Celastrales; Celastraceae.